This is a messenger RNA of Colletotrichum higginsianum IMI 349063, 192 nucleotides long. RefSeq names its product C6 finger domain-containing protein. NCBI's taxonomy places the organism in Eukaryota, Fungi, Ascomycota, Sordariomycetes, Glomerellales, Glomerellaceae. The transcript has a single exon. The coding region runs from base 1 to 192 and encodes 63 amino acids. The record is from RefSeq and is a predicted model, not a curated record.
AUGGUUGUCAUCUUGCGCGUGGCGACCAUGUGCGCCGUCUUCCGGGAGAUUCUGCCUCCGGAUAUCGAACAGGCCAUGUUCGUUGGCACGCGGAACCUGCGGCGGUUCAGCAUCAGCGUGAGAGAGUUUGAGUGGCAUCUGGGAGUCCUGGACAGGCUCGAAGCGGCCUGCAAGAACAGGAUGGCGGCGUAG